This is a messenger RNA of Loxodonta africana (African savanna elephant), 2013 nucleotides long. RefSeq names its product basic proline-rich protein-like. Lineage: Eukaryota; Metazoa; Chordata; Mammalia; Proboscidea; Elephantidae. The record is from RefSeq and is a predicted model, not a curated record. The coding region runs from base 1 to 2013 and encodes 670 amino acids. The transcript has 2 exons.
AUGGACCGGCACAACGGCCACCAUAAUGGACUUCAACAUGCUGGCGAGCACAAGGAUGAUGCAGGAUCCGGAACACGGCGGGCUAAGUGGGCGCGAGCCGGGCUCGGCGGGAAGCGGCCAGCAGGGUCAGCUCCCUGUCUGGGUCGGGGGACACCUGCGCCGGGGGUCCGGGAAGCGGGGCGCGGGCGGGGACGCAGCCGGGGAGGGGGGCGCCGAGCCUCGCCCGGGGCCAAUGAAGACAACCCGAGAAAAGUCGGGCUCCCGAGCCUUGGAGGCGACAAGUUCUCCCCGGGGCCACCUGCCCCGCCGGCCGGGAGGGCUCCUACUCACCGUGCAGCGAGAGCAGCAGCAGGGGCGCCAGGGGGGACCCCCGAGCAGUCAUCCCGCCGCCUGGGGGCCCGGGGCGCGGCAGUGGCGACGCCACCCCGGCUCUCUGCGCCCUCGGGGCAGCCGGGUCCUCGCGCCGCGCCGGCCGGGGCUGGGACCCUCGGACCCGCCGCCGGGACGAGCAAGUGCGCUCGGCGGAGCCUCAGCCGCGAGCUCGCCGGCCGCGCCAGCCGCGCCACAGCCGCUUGGCGCCGCCCCAGCCCGCGGCCCCUCGCGCCGCCGGGGCAGCCACUCCCCCGACUCCCGCCGGACUGCUCGGCUACUCCGGCCGCGGCCCGCGGGCCUCCGCGCCGCCCACUCGCCCCGCUCGGUCUCCCGGGCAACGCGGCUCCAGCGCGACGCCUGGCGGCCCACCGGCGCGCGCAGCUGGCGAGGCCCGGGCACCUCGCCGCGCGCCUGCUCCCCGCGGCCCUGGGUCCCCCAGGCGGCCGUCCCCGCCACGCCGCCCUCCUGCUCCCCGCGGCCCUGGGGUCCCCCGGGCGGCCGUCCCCGCCACGCCGCCCUCCUGCUCCCCGCGGCCCUGGGGUCCCCCGGGCGGCCGUCCCCGCCACGCCGCCCUCCUGCUCCCCGCGGCCCUGGGUCCCCCGGGCGGCCGUCCCCGCCACGCCGCCCUCCUGCUCCCCGCGGCCCUGGGUCCCCCGGGCGGCCGUCCCCGCCACGCCGCCCUCCUGCUCCCCGCGGCCCUGGGGUCCCCCGGGCGGCCGUCCCCGCCACGCCGCCCUCCUGCUCCCCGCGGCCCUGGGUCCCCCGGGCGGCCGUCCCCGCCACGCCGCCCUCCUGCUCCCCGCGGCCCUGGGGUCCCCCGGGCGGCCGUCCCCGCCACGCCGCCCUCCUGCUCCCCGCGGCCCUGGGUCCCCCGGGCGGCCGUCCCCGCCACGCCGCCCUCCUGCUCCCCGCGGCCCUGGGGUCCCCCGGGCGGCCGUCCUCGCCACGCCGCCCUCCUGCUCCCCGCGGCCCUGGGGUCCCCCGGGCGGCCGUCCUCGCCACGGUGCCCUCCUGCUCCCCGCGGCCCUGGGGUCCCCCGGGCGGCCGUCCUCGCCACGGUGCCCUUCUGCUCCCUGCGGCCCUGUGGUGCACAGGCGGCCGUCCUCGCCACGGUGCCCUUCUGCUCCCUGCGGCCCUGGGGUGCACAGGCGGCCGUCCUCGCCACGGUGCCCUCCUGCUCCCCGCGGCCCUGGGGUCCCCCAGGCGGCCGUCCUCGCCACGGUGCCCUUCUGCUCCCUGCGGCCCUGUGGUGCACAGGCGGCCGUCCUCGCCACGGUGCCCUUCUGCUCCCUGCGGCCCUGGGGUGCACAGGCGGCCGUCCUCGCCACGGUGCCCUCCUGCUCCCCGCGGCCCUGGGGUCCCCCAGGCGGCCGUCCUCGCCACGGUGCUCUCCUGCUCCCCGCGGCCCUGUGGUGCACAGGCGGCCGUCCUCGCCACGCUGCCCUCCUGCUCCCCGCGGCCCUAGGGUCCCCCAGGCGGCCGUCCUCGCCACGCUGCCCUCUUGCUCCCCGCGGCCCUGGGGUCCCACAGGCAUCCAUCGUCCUCGCCACGCUGCCCUCCUGCUCCCCGCGGCCCUGGGGUCCCCCGGGCGGCGGUCCUCGCCACGCUGCCCUCCACUGUGCCCCAGGCUGUCGGUCCUGA